This is a messenger RNA of Funneliformis geosporum, 792 nucleotides long. Lineage: Eukaryota; Fungi; Glomeromycota; Glomeromycetes; Glomerales; Glomeraceae. The record is from the annotation of a GenBank genome assembly.
AUGACACAAACGAAAAAUCACGGACCUUUAGAUUUGGAAAAUGUAUCAUCACAUAUUGUAAAAAAAUCCGAGAUACCAAAAAAGAAAUCAAAGUAUUCGAUUUAUUAUAUCGUAAACAUCAAGAUUUUUUUUAAAAAUAAAAUCAUCAAAUCAAAGAAGAAAGAGACCAAAUCAACCACCAAGUCUUCGUCUUCGAAGAAAAGAUCAUCUGUGGAAUUCGUAUUUACUGUCACAGAUUUCGACAAAGAACAAUUGGCCAAAGCUAUAUCACUUGUAAAAUCAUCAAAUUAUUCGAUGGCUUUAUCAAUCUUGGAACCAAUGUCGAAGCAAUCAUCACCUGAUCAUGAGAUAGCGUAUUGGACCGGUUAUUGUUACGAAUAUUUACAAAAUUAUGAAUUGGCAGAAAAGUUCUACAAGAUUAGUGCCGAUUAUUUGUUGGAUGAUGGUCAUUGGGAAGCGACUUAUGGUAAAUUUCUACUUGAACAUUCAAACCUAAAUAAUCCCAAUAAUAAAAGUGCCGAGGAGAGAAUUCAGGAAGGAAUAAUACGAUUAAAGUCCUCAGCUGAUCAUAAGAGAUAUCUUGACGCAAUGUACAUUUUAGGAAAAGUUUAUAUCAAUGGACUUUUUGGUAUACAAGAAGAUUAUGAUAAGGGGGUAUUUUACUUGAAAAAGGCUUAUAAUGGUGGGAGAAAAGAUAAGUCUUGGGAUGUUUAUGAGAAGAAGGCCAAUGAAUUGGUUGCCGGCGGCCAUUUAAAAGAAGUUCCUCUCAAACACAUUUGGGCUAAAAACUAA